This is a messenger RNA of Vigna angularis (adzuki bean), 1611 nucleotides long. RefSeq lists its product as uncharacterized. Bases 248 to 1012 code for a protein of 254 amino acids. The record is from RefSeq and is a predicted model, not a curated record. Lineage: Eukaryota; Viridiplantae; Streptophyta; Magnoliopsida; Fabales; Fabaceae. The transcript has 6 exons.
AGAAAGUUGGUUACAGGGGUGGAGAGAAAAGAGGACACAAUAUAAGUUGUAAUUGCCCCCAAAGCACUGUUCGCUACAUGCCAGCAAGGAUACAAAACAAAACCGAAAAUGCAAAACGAGAGAGUGUGAAGAACGACGCCAUACGCACAGCAGCACCAUCGCAGUGGUUGAGGAGGAAGGGGAUGAUGCAUUACACGCUUUUGCUCCGAUUGAUUUAGAUUGAAAGCUAAAUUGGUGAUAGUCUUUUAUGAUGCUUUGUUGUUCAUCGUGUUUGAAUUUGCGAGAUCGAUUACAGCCAUGGAUUCGCGACUACGAUAGGCUCCAGUCCUUUGCUGUCAUCCUCAUUUACCUUCAGAUUGGGUGCGCGUUGGUUGGAUCGCUGGGAGCAUCCUACAAUGGUGUGUCGCUCGUAAAUCUGGUAGUUGCGUUGUUUGCUUUGGUCGCAAUUGAGAGUAGCAGUCAGAGCCUUGGCCGCACCUACGCCUUUCUUCUCUUCUGUACCAUAUUGCUUGACGUUUGUUGGUUUAUUCUUUUCGCUCGAGAAAUUUGGAACAUUUCUACUCAAGAUUACACAGCAUUUUUCAUAUUUUCAGUGAAAGUUACACUGGUUAUGCAAAGUGUUGGUUUUACAGUGAGGCUAUCAUCCUCGUUGUUAUGGAUUCAAAUUUACAGGUUGGGUGCUUCCUAUGUGGACACAAUUUCUCGAGCAGCAGAUGCUGAUUUGAGGGGUAGUUUUUUGAGUCCCGUGACACCUGCAAUAGCAAGGCAAUGCUCAAAUUCCAAUGAGAUACUUGGAGGUUCUAUAUAUGAUCCAGCAUACUUCUCAUCCCUAUUUGAAGAUGGUCAAGAAAACAAAUAUCCAAGUGGGAUGCUCAAUCAUGACAUUAUCCAUAAUGAGUCCACGUCAUUUGCUGAAGUUUCUGAGAAGUCACCCGCAGGCAGAUCUUAUCAGGCUGUGGAUGAGAUUCCUAUCCAGUGGGCUCCAAGUAGCAUCUUUAAGGAGAUUUCUUAGGAUCGUUAGUUGGUUUGAGAUAAGGUUCGGUGAUUGGCUUCUACUUAGCACAUGGAAGAGAAUGGGUUGGUUAAGAGGGAAAUUGUUUGAAAUAGAUCCGCAUAAACAUUGUGCCCACUGUGGGGGUGGGUCUUGUACCAUAUGCAAUUUUGUUGGCAAUGUUCUGACUGAAUGUUGGUGGAAAGGAGAGGUGCACUGAUUGGUACAUCUUAUGACAAUGAUAUCAUGAUUUCCCUAGAACUAAGGAAACCAUUCUGGUUGUGUCAAAAUAUUUGGGUUUCACGUUGCUGACAAAUCUGCAAAUGGGCAAGAAAGCAGUUUGCUUCACUGCACUCCUGCUUUGCAUGCUACGUCUAUAGCUAUAGGUGAACAAGGGUCCUGGGAUGUAUUAUCUUUUUUCCAGGAUUCUAUUUUACUUUUUUGUUUUAAAUUUUGCAGUGAUUUGAUUAGGGGCCAGUUAGUAAAUCUGUAGUUACCAAGGGAAUGCUAGCAAAAUAUUUUUUUUGUUCCAUUUUUUUUAUAACUAGACCAUCAUACACAGUAUUCAAGAUACUUUCAAUGAAUUAGUGUUCACAUUCAUAUUGUAAUUGAAUUACGCA